Molecule: messenger RNA, 576 nt
Organism: Aspergillus piperis CBS 112811
Lineage: Eukaryota; Fungi; Ascomycota; Eurotiomycetes; Eurotiales; Aspergillaceae
Exons: 4
Coding region: 1-576 (191 amino acids)
Source: RefSeq, a predicted model, not a curated record
AUGCCCCCUAUUACCAGAGCGCAGGCGAAGCACAAAUUCCCUGAUUUCUUGCCCGAGGCUUCCCGUACAGGUGCGACAUAUCAGGAUCUAUCAGAUCCCGUCACUCGGCUCUUCCAACCUAUUUUCGAGCAAUGGGAUUACCGGUAUUAUCUAACGCUUCGACGAUCUUGCCCGGUGGAAAGACCGCAGACUGAAUGGCUUAUGCUAGUCCAAGUAUCUCUGAUUAAUCUCUCCCAGACACUGGGGGCCGCAUUCGAUGAGGGUGUAUUCCAGACUCAGUAUGUUGGCCCAAUAGAGUACUAUAAAUUUAUGGCCGUGUAUUUUCCAGAGGACCUGGCAGGCACGCAUAUUAAGGAGCUGAACCGUACAAACCCAUUUAAUCUAGGAAAUCUGAUUGGCUCCGACCACGGGUGGCUUGAUCAACCCGUGUUCUAUCAAGGUCAACACACCCUGUAUCUAAUUUAUUUCUUGCGGUGGGAGAAUAGUGAUCGUGAGCAUGAGUACAAGAACUUUUGUGUCACAAUUAAUGGAAAGAUUAUAGAUUACUGGAAGGAGUUUAUGACCCCAUUGAGAUAA